CUUGAGUGUGUUGAAGCUCUUCUUUUUACAUAAAUAAUCCCAAUUUUGCCAUGGGUUUUGUCCCUAGUACAUCAUCCUAUUGACUGCUCUUGACCAUCUCCCCCUCCCCAUUUCCACUCUGCACUCCUCCUCCUCCAAGAACCAACAACAACCACUCACUCACUCACUCCAACAACAACAACAACAUCAUCAUCAACAACUGCUUAUCAUGCCAACACUCACUGCUGCACGAAGAACAACACUUCCACUCCAACCCAUGGCAGCACAAGCAGCUAAUCACUCAAACGACAAACAACCAUCACCAUCAUCCAACUCAAACAACACCACUGACCAGCAACAACAACAACAACAACAGAGCACUCAGUCAAACUCAAACACCAUUCAAUCCAUGGACACCCAAUUCGAACCACUAGAUAUCAUCGGAACCGGCUCAUUUGGGAUCAUCAGGAAGGUCAAACGAACCUCGGAUGGACUGAUCCUUGCCAGGAAGGAGCUCAACUAUGGAAGGAUGGACGAACGCGACCUCAGGCAACUAGGCGAAGAGGUCAACAUCCUACAGAACCUCAGAGGGAACGAACACAUCGUCAAGUACUUCGAACGCUACGUCGACAAACAGAACUUCAUGCUCUACAUCCUCAUGGAAUACUGCUCUCAAGGUGAUCUAGCAGGAGUCAUCAGUCGAUGUAGGAGAGACCAAGUCCAUCUGAGUGAAGAUACGAUCUGGUCAUAUCUGGCUCAGAUCACCACCGCCCUGGCGGACUGUCACUCCUCCGAAGUCUCCGAGGAGGGCGGCAAGAAGAAACCGAUCAUCCUCCAUCGUGACAUCAAACCGGAGAACGUCUUCCUCAAUCACUUUGGUCUCGUCAAGCUGGGCGACUUCGGCCUCAGUAAAGCCAUGGAAAUGGCCGCCUUCACUAAUACUUAUGUCGGAACACCAUAUUACAUGUCUCCUGAACUCAUUAAUGGCCAACAGUACGACGUGAAAUCAGACAUCUGGGCUCUGGGUUGCCUGAUAUACGAAUUAUGUGCCUGGCACCCUCCUUUUCAUCAAGCUCAGACCCAGCCAGAACUGGCUAAAUUGAUUCGAGAGGGCAAGAUCCCUAAUCUGCCUAGGGGUUACUCCUCUCAGUUGACUGCGCUCAUCAAAUCCAUGUUACGUCAAGACCCUAAACUCAGGCCAGACGCUAAAACAAUCUUGAUGGUCGAACAAGUCAAGCAUCAGACCCGUGUUUUGGAAGUGCAUCGAUAUGCCCGGGAAUUGACCAAAAAGCAAAGCGAACUAGAGGAACGUGAGAAAGCAUUAGAGGAACGUGAAAAUAAACUCAAGUCACGAGAGAGUAAGCUUCAGAGGGAGAAGGAAUACUUCAAGACCCAACAGGAAAACCAUCUGGUCCUACAGCAGGAGUUUCAGGCCAAGUUCCAGAACGCGAUGGAGGUCAUCGAACAUGCCAACCGGAUUGAAAGAGCCUUACAGGAUGAGAAUCAAGCUCUAGAUACACCGGAGACGGAUCACUUGACAUUGGCCGAAGGAUCAGACUCGGAGAUCAUUGCGGAGACCAAACCUCGGAGGAUCCCAUUGGCCGAGCGAAGGUUAUCGUUGAAUCCACCCGGAUUUACAAGUGGGUCUGCACCUUCCCCAACUCCUACUCUUAAUUACGUCCAUGCCACCCGACUGUCGAUGCAAAAAGCAGACACGACCAUGAUGGACCCUUCGAAUUUGACUGUUGGCUAUGGUUCUCCUAUGAAACUUGACACACCUUUCAAACAUCUCGCACCAGGCCCUAACGAGCCCAGUGUUCUCGGCUCGACCCCUCAGAGCGUCUCUUCUGAUCCCAAGCCGUUCCGACAAGUCAAGUCUAGCAAAUCGAUGGCCAGUCUCAAGUCGACCUACAGUCUCCUGAGUCGCUUGAAGUCCAACGAUGAUACAGAGUCUAUCAGCCCUUCCGAGGACGGCGGCUCUUCGAUCCGAAAAAUGGCUACUGAUAAGAAGGGGUCCUCUGGGACGACCCCGGGCAAUCCCAGCGGGCCACGCAGCCGAAGACUUUCGCGUCGAAGUGAGUCGGCCAAUGGAUUGUUAGUUGGCCCAUCCAGCAACCCGAUCUCCUCCCAACUGAUGACAAACCGACGGCCCACGAGCACGAUUGGGAGUGUCUCGACGCCGGGCGGGAGUACCAACAGCACGAACAGCGGUGAGCCAUUCGCGGGUGAGCCGAGUGGGGGGACGGGCAAGGCGGGCCCCGCGGAGCAUCUCCAUCCGGCCGGCGGCCCCGCUCCUCCAUCUAAUCAUAACGUCACUCCCUCGGCCGUCCAUCGAUCGCCGCGAUAUAACCACUCCGAUCCCGACUCACUUCCGUCGCCCUUCCUGAAGAAAAAGGCGUCCACCUCGACGCUCGUUUCGAAUUUCUUAAGACCGACUAACAACUCGGCGACUGCGCCAGGAUCGCCUCGGAAGCCCGCCGGGCCGGCGAGGACGUGUUCGGUGGACACGGUGGGAUUGGGGAUGAAGCGGAUCCCGAGCAUGCUCCAACACAUCCGCAGCUCCCAUGCUCCCGCCCCUCCCGUCGCCACUCGGCCCUCCCAAAUCGCCAACGGGGCCGCCUCUAAACGCCCUAACUCCGCCGCUAAUCAUCCCAACUCUUCUAACCCCUCCAAACCUAGUCUCACCUCUCGCUUCUUGAGUCAUAAUAGAGACGACUCGAGUCACAAGAAAUCCGCCGCCUCUCACACCGCUGGUUCGUCGGCUUCCUCGGCCCCUGUCAUCGGCGUCUCUUCUAAUCAUCUCGGCUCUAAAAGGAAAGAUAGUCCGAUCUUUUGAGUCUUGCCUCUUUUUUUUUGUCUCUCUUUCUCUCUUUCUUCUCAAAUUUGUGUGUUCUUUGUUUUGAUUCUUAGCUUCUCCCUAUUUAUAUUUAAACGUGUUUUCUUAAUUAUGUUGAUGGGUAUUAUAACUUUCUGUUUUGUUUUACUUCUACCUCUUCCUCUUUUUUUCUCUCUCUCUUAUCUUCAUUCAACCAUCAACGCCUCUCUUCAUCAUCCUCCAUCCUCCUCCUCUCAUCAUUAUCAUUAUCUUCUUCCUCUUCCUCUUCAGCCUUCUCCUUCUUCUUCUUCAAAUCAACACACAAAACCCUAGAAAAGGACAAAAUCAACACUCACU
Molecule: messenger RNA, 3151 nt
Organism: Puccinia graminis f. sp. tritici CRL 75-36-700-3
Lineage: Eukaryota; Fungi; Basidiomycota; Pucciniomycetes; Pucciniales; Pucciniaceae
Product: NEK protein kinase
Exons: 6
Coding region: 209-2815 (868 amino acids)
Biological process (GO): protein phosphorylation
Molecular function (GO): protein kinase activity; ATP binding
Source: RefSeq, a predicted model, not a curated record